Callorhinus ursinus (northern fur seal) is the source of this 1843-nucleotide messenger RNA. It is a transcript of the gene DPM1, whose product is annotated as dolichyl-phosphate mannosyltransferase subunit 1, catalytic. Gene Ontology annotation, biological process: protein O-linked glycosylation via mannose; GPI anchor biosynthetic process; dolichol-linked oligosaccharide biosynthetic process. Gene Ontology annotation, cellular component: endoplasmic reticulum membrane. Gene Ontology annotation, molecular function: dolichyl-phosphate beta-D-mannosyltransferase activity. The record is from RefSeq and is a predicted model, not a curated record. NCBI's taxonomy places the organism in Eukaryota, Metazoa, Chordata, Mammalia, Carnivora, Otariidae.
AUAGCCUGUACCCCCUCUUCCUGAAUUUGGUACGGUCCGACCCGUCCCCUUCCCGCGCGCCGCGUGACGUCAUUCCGUUUCCGGCGUCUCGCGCAGUUCCGCCAUGGCCUCCGAGGAAGCGAACGGUAGUCCUCGUAGGUCUCGGCGUGAGCCGGAGGGGCGCGCCCCGCGACAGGACAAGUAUUCAGUGCUUUUGCCCACCUACAACGAGCGCGAGAACCUACCGCUCAUCGUAUGGCUGCUGGUGAAAAGCUUCUCCGAGAGUGGAAUCAAUUAUGAAAUUAUAAUCAUAGAUGAUGGAAGCCCAGAUGGAACAAGGGAUGUUGCUGAACAGUUGGAGAAGAUCUAUGGGUCAGACAAAAUUCUUCUAAGACCACGGGAGAAAAAGUUAGGCCUAGGAACUGCAUAUAUUCACGGAAUGAAACAUGCCACAGGAAACUACAUAAUUAUUAUGGAUGCUGAUCUCUCACACCAUCCAAAAUUUAUUCCUGAAUUCAUUAGGAAACAGAAGGAGGGUAAUUUUGACAUUGUCUCUGGAACUCGCUACAAAGGAAAUGGAGGUGUAUAUGGCUGGGAUUUGAAAAGAAAAAUAAUCAGCCGCGGGGCCAAUUUUAUAACUCAGAUUUUGCUCAGACCAGGAGCAUCUGAUUUAACAGGAAGUUUCAGGUUAUACCGAAAAGAAGUUCUACAGAAAUUAAUAGAAAAAUGUGUUUCUAAAGGCUAUGUGUUCCAGAUGGAGAUGAUUGUUCGGGCACGACAGCUGAAUUAUACUAUUGGCGAGGUUCCAAUAUCAUUUGUGGACCGUGUUUAUGGUGAAUCCAAGUUGGGAGGAAAUGAAAUAGUCUCUUUCUUGAAAGGAUUAUUGACUCUCUUUGCUACUACAUAAAAGAAAGUUGUUCAUUAUACUUAUGUUGAUUUCAUUUAAACAUAAAAGAAGCCCGGUUGCUGAUUUUUAUAAAAUGUACUCUUAGAGCAUAAAUCAUAAGAAAAUAUUGCUGCUUUCAUUAGAGUAUAUGAGUGCAGAAUUUCUUAACGUGGGAAAGAUUUUGAAGUAUAUAAAGAACUGGAUUCAUAGCUCUUUGUAAUAGAUGUCAGAAGUAAGAAUAAUGUUAAUUAUAUUCAUGAAAUAUAUAUGCCUGUUUCCAUAUGAAUGAAGAAGUAGACACCUCUGCCCCUUCUUUAAAAAUGUAUCUCAGAUUUCUUAAACUAGAUAAAACAGUAUGUUUAGAUCAUGAAUUUAAAGUUGGGCUGUUUGUAGCUCUUGAAUUGAUGAAGCAUUUCAUCUGUCAAAGCAAGUCUAUUUAAAAAUACAUACUGAAUUGGAAACUUGACAUCCAUUGAUUGCAUAGCUACUUUUUUUUCUAUCCUGAGCAAUAACUGCUAUCAGUAAGAAAAAAUACUGAUGACAUUAAGGCAUCAAUAUUUUGAUGACUUCAGGACUUAGCUGCUAUAGUAAUUUGUAAACAUCUUACUACUAAGCUGUAAGUGUUCUGCCGGUUAAAAUGCACAUUAAAGCCAGCACAAAUAUUGUUUACCUACCUUCUCUAACCUAAGUGUUUCAAAAAAAGAUAAAUUUCUAACUGUAGCAUAGCUUAUGAAACACAUGGUAUCUUUUGAAUUUGGGGGAAGGCGUACUUUGAGCAAAUAAGCUUAAGAUCAAGUUGACUGUCCUUUGCAAGUAAAAGGAAGAGACAUCUCUUAAGUUAUUUAAUAAGCAUAUUUAUUGAACAGUAUUCCUAAUUAUAUUUUCCUGGCUUAAUUUGGCUGCUAAAGAAAUUUAAAAUCUGAUUUUUCCAUUGCAUUUCUGACAGAUCCUACCAGAGAUAAAUACCAGACUAUAAAA